GAAGGAGAUGUUUCCAAGCUCUCCUCCGAGGAGAUGACCAGCAAGGACUAUUACUUCGACUCCUACGCUCACUUCGGGAUCCACGAGGAGAUGUUGAAGGACGAGGUGAGGACCCUCACCUACAGGAACUCCAUGUGGCAUAACAAGCACCUCUUCAAGGACAAGAUUGUCCUGGAUGUUGGAUGUGGAACUGGAAUCCUAUCCAUGUUCGCUGCCAAGGCUGGAGCUAAGAUGGUGAUCGGUGUUGAUAUGUCAAGCAUAGUGGAGCACGCCAAGAAGAUUGUUGAAGACAAUCAUCUCGCAGACAAGGUUACAAUCCUCCGUGGUAAAGUUGAAGAGAUUGAGCUACCAGCAGGAGUUGAAAAGGUUGAUAUAAUUAUCUCUGAAUGGAUGGGGUACUGCUUGUUCUAUGAGUCUAUGCUGGACACUGUGCUCUAUGCCAGGGAUAAAUGGUUGGCUCCUGGAGGACUUAUGUUCCCUGAUAGGGCAACCUUGUACGUGACCGCUAUUGAGGAUCGACAGUACAAGGAUGACAAGAUCCACUGGUGGGACGACGUGUACGGAUUCAACAUGUCCGCUAUCGGCAAGGUUGCUGUGUCUGAGCCUCUGGUUGAUGUUGUGGACAGGAACCAGGUGGUCGCUUCCUCAUGUCUAAUCAAGGAAAUUGAUAUCCAGACCUGCACUAAGGCUGAUAUCCCGUUCCAGUCUGAUUUCUUAAUUCAGCUGAAGCGAAAUGAUUAUGUCCAGGCGCUUGUAUCGUUCUUCAACAUCGAGUUUACACAUUGUCAUAAGAGGGUUGGAUUCUCUACUGCUCCUGAAGCUCCCUACACUCACUGGAAACAGACCGUGUUCUAUCUGCAAGACUACCUGACCUGCAAGAAGGGAGAGGAGUUGAGGGGAACCUUCAAGAUGACCCCCAACACCAGGAAUGUCAGGGAUAUGGACUUCGAUAUCAGCAUCAAAUUCGAGGGUGAACUGUGUACUGCUGAGGAGUCGAACAAAUAUAGAAUGCGAUAAUCUCCAGUUGUUCUCCUUCUCUACUCAACUCCCGUAGAGUCGGCACCUAUUUUCCGUAUAACCCCACAGUUGGCUGUGUAGAGUCUAUUAUCUACCACAUAUUGACUUUGAAUCAGAAAAUCCAUGAAAUGUGUCGCGUUGUCAAGACCUGUAAAAAUGCGCCUUGUGUUCAGUAUUUCAUCAUCAUUCUCAUUGUUAACAUGUAAUCAUUUAGCUCCUUGUAACAACUGCAUUUUUUUUAAUUCCAGA
Eurytemora carolleeae is the source of this 1266-nucleotide messenger RNA. RefSeq names its product protein arginine N-methyltransferase 8. Gene Ontology annotation, molecular function: protein-arginine N-methyltransferase activity. Gene Ontology annotation, biological process: peptidyl-arginine methylation. Gene Ontology annotation, cellular component: nucleus. The record is from RefSeq and is a predicted model, not a curated record. Lineage: Eukaryota; Metazoa; Arthropoda; Copepoda; Calanoida; Temoridae.